CACACCUUCACAUCUUUUAUAUACACACAAAAUCCCUCACUCUCUACCACUCACUCACUCACUCAUUCAACUGCUCUGCAGUUCCUCCACGAACCAGAGCCAUGGACCUUUCUUUCAUCUCCUCCCUUCUCUUACUCCUUUCCACUUUCACUUUUGCAGAUGCAGGGUCAAUCGGAGUAAACUAUGGAAGGAUAGCAGACAACUUGCCUUCAGCUACUAAAGUAGUCCAGCUCCUCAAAUCUCAGGGUCUACAGCGAGUCAAAGUAUUCGACGCUGAUCCAGCCGUUCUCAAAGCACUAUCGGGAACCCGAAUCAAAGUAACCGUCGACCUGCCCAACGAGCUUCUUUACUCUGCUGCCAAACGCCCCUCAUUUGCUUUCUCUUGGGUUCAACGGAACGUCGCUGUUUACUACCCUUCCACUGAAAUCGAAGCCAUUGCUGUGGGAAAUGAGGUGUUUGUUGAUCCACACAACACUACAAAGUUCCUUUUACCUGCAAUGAGAAACAUUCACCAAGCUUUGCAAAAGCUUAACCUUGAUUCUGCUAUUAAAGUCUCUUCCCCUAUUGCAUUAAGCGCUCUCCAAAACUCUUACCCUUCUUCUGCCGGAUCUUUCCGACCCGAGUUAAUUGAACCCGUUUUUAAACCCUUGUUUGAUUUCCUCCGUGAAACUGGUUCUUACCUCAUGGUCAAUGCCUACCCCUUUUUCGCUUACGAGUCUAACUCUGAUGUCAUUUCAUUAGACUACGCUUUGUUUAGAGAAAACCCGGGUGUUGUGGAUGCGGGUAACGGGUUGCGGUAUUUCAGUCUCUUCGAUGCUCAAAUCGACGCCGUUUUUGCUGCUAUGUCCGCUUUAAAAUAUGACGAUAUUAGCAUGGUUAUAACGGAGACCGGUUGGCCGUCAAAAGGGGACGAGAAUGAGUUAGGCGCUAGUGUACAAAACGCUGCCUCAUACAACGGGAAUCUCGUCCGUAGGAUCUUAACUGGUGGUGGGACCCCUUUGAGACCGCACGCAGAUCUGACCGUUUAUCUCUUUGCUCUUUUCAACGAAGACAGAAAGAAUGGGCCCACAUCAGAGAGAAAUUAUGGACUAUUUUACCCUAACGAGCAAAAAGUUUACGACAUCCCUUUCACUGUAGAGGGCCUAAAAAAUUACACGGACAGAUCACCUCCGGCUACUGCUGGCCAACAGGUGGCGACUCCGGUGAGCGGCGGCGUGUCCAAGAGUACUACGGGCAACACGUGGUGCGUGGCGAAUCCUGAUGUGGGGAAAGAGAAGCUGCAGCACGGUCUAGAUUAUGCCUGUGGUGAAGGAGGAGCUGAUUGCCAUCCGAUUCAGCCAGGUGAAACGUGUUACGAUCCCAACACAGUUGAGGCCCACGCGUCGUUUGCUUUCAACAGUUAUUAUCAGAAGAAAGGGCGGGAAAUGGGUACCUGUUACUUCGGAGGCGCAGCUUACGUCGUCACACAACCACCAAAGUUCGGGCAGUGCGAGUUUCCAACAGGAUAUUGAAGAACAGAAAAGGGAAGUCCUGGGAGUGGUUUGGCAAGUGAAAUUUUUGGGGGUCUAAAUGUGUAUUUAAUUAAUUGUGCAGUAGUUGGAAGGAGUUGUUAGACAAUUAUUUUUAACUACAUUUUAUUGUAAUUAAGAGAAAAACCCUUUAGUUUAA
Messenger RNA from Ricinus communis (castor bean), 1668 nucleotides. RefSeq names its product glucan endo-1,3-beta-glucosidase 12. Gene Ontology annotation, molecular function: hydrolase activity, hydrolyzing O-glycosyl compounds. Bases 102 to 1511 code for a protein of 469 amino acids. Gene Ontology annotation, biological process: carbohydrate metabolic process. Gene Ontology annotation, cellular component: plasma membrane. The record is from RefSeq and is a predicted model, not a curated record. The transcript has 3 exons. Lineage: Eukaryota; Viridiplantae; Streptophyta; Magnoliopsida; Malpighiales; Euphorbiaceae.